AUGACCAAAAAGAGUUUCCACUUUUCUCUUUCCAUCGAACGAAAGCGUCCUUCAGCAAAAGACGUUUUUUAUCUUUUAGUUUAUGUUGUCUGUCGGAAAGUCCCUGACUGCUUACAACAACGCACAAAGAUGAUCAAGCCUGAGCUUGAGCAGAUUAAAGAGUUUCUGCAAGAGGCCAAAGAAAAGAAUGAUAAAAUAUAUCAACCGCAGUCCGCAAUACUUAAAUUACAAGAGGAGGCUGAGAAAAUGAGGGAAGAAAUGCUUAAACUGCAAAAUCAGGUCUGGAUUUUCGAUAAAGGGAACAUUAUUGAACUGACACUGGGCCACCAAUUGACAGUUAGCAUCACGAAGGAAAUAGUGACCCACUUCAGCUUUGCUGAGUUCGGUCGUGAAAAAGUAAUUGAAGUAAUCAAUGCUAAAUUGCUGUUGCGAUUGAAGGAGAGGGAUCGUGCGAGUAUUUUGGAUAUUUGGGUACUUGAGCGGGGUAACGAAGAAGAAAAAAAUGAUUGCAGAUUUGAGGAGAGGAUAGAGCAGGAGGAGAAAGGAGGAAAGAGGAAAAAAGAAGAGCCUGAACAAUGA
This is a messenger RNA of Lobosporangium transversale, 579 nucleotides long. RefSeq lists its product as hypothetical. Bases 1 to 579 code for a protein of 192 amino acids. The transcript has 4 exons. The record is from RefSeq and is a predicted model, not a curated record. NCBI's taxonomy places the organism in Eukaryota, Fungi, Mortierellomycota, Mortierellomycetes, Mortierellales, Mortierellaceae.